Molecule: messenger RNA, 441 nt
Organism: Cooperia oncophora
Lineage: Eukaryota; Metazoa; Nematoda; Chromadorea; Rhabditida; Trichostrongylidae
Source: the annotation of a GenBank genome assembly
AUGUGCACCAUUCCUCUAUGGAUAUUCUCUUCAUUUGCUGUCAGAAAUGUUAUCACCUCCGAUUUUCAUCCAAGCAUCGCCGGUGGGCUUUGGAUUCCAGAUAUGCUUGUUCCUGAUCCCUACUUUAUUUUACCCGUUGCAGUUGGGGUUUUCGGAUUUCUGAACCUUUACUCUCAACGUAAGAUAUACCCAAUUGCAAUGAGCAGCUGGAAAACGCGGUCGUAUGAUUUUUGCCUUGGCUUCUUCACGCUUUUUGCGGUAACCAUCAUGUCGCAAUUGCCAGCGUGUAUACCGUUGUAUUGGUUGACUGUGUCUGUUACUGGCCUGGUACAAGCCCAACUUCUACGUCAUCCCACUGUAAAGAAACUCCUCGGCAUCAGUCGGUUACCGACGGACUCGAGAACUCCAUUCAGAGACCUCUUUUUAUCGCGGCGUAAAUGA